CGUACCGUUACUCUUCUACUAGGGACGCUCCUGUUUUCUGUUUGCACGCAGGAGCUCCUCCAAAACUAUGCAGCGUUCACUUGUUACCCGACAUUACGGUAGACUUUACGGCAGCAACUCUUCCUGCUUUGUAUGAAUUGUUGCACAUGCACAACGACUCCUUUCCGUUCACAGCCACUCUGGUAGAAAGACUUGGGGAAACAAAUCAGGAAAACAUGUCUGCACUCAACAGAAAGAUCGUCAACACUACAUCAGCCCCGGCUGCCAUCGGUCCAUACAGCCAGUCGGUGGUUGUGGACAGAACAAUGUACAUCUCGGGUCAGCUGGGAAUGGACGUGGCCUCUGGUCAGCUGGUAGAUGGAGGGGUGCAGGCCCAGGCAAAACAGGCUCUCGUCAAUAUGGGGGAGAUUCUUAAAGCUGCUGGCUGUGACUACACUAAUGUGGUGAAGACAACUGUGCUGCUCGCCGAUAUCAACGACUUUAACAGCGUCAAUGAGGUCUACAAAACAUUUUUCAGCAGUAACUUCCCUGCCAGAGCUGCCUACCAAGUCGCUGCUCUCCCCAGAGGUGGUCUGGUGGAAAUUGAGGCGGUUGCUGUUCUCGGUCCUCUCUCAGAUUGCUGACUAGACAGCCACAUCCCAAACAAGCUGUAGUCUAAUCAUCAAGUGACCUUUUAUAGUGGAGGAAUAGUGGGAGCCUUAGAGUAUUUCCAGAUGACACAUGAAAGACCAAACUAGGAUCUUGUUGACUUUCUUUUUCCAUAUUUUAAGGUUUUAGCAUACAUUUGUUUCUCCUCUGGCCACUGUAGCUGGUUGACUACACUUCUGAAUUACUUUCAGUAUUCUACCACUUUAGAUUAAAACCCUGAACAAUAGAGCAGCACUUAAUUAACCAUCAUAGAACAAAAUGUAAUGAUAAAGUGGGUGAGUGCACAACCCAUUCCUGGUCACAGUGGCCAGAUUCAGCUUCGUCUUGGUGCUGUUUAUAGUUUGGUAUCUCAUCUUCUGUUCGGUUACAGAGAAAUACUUUAACAUAUUUUAAAAGCUCAGCUCUCACUAAUAAAAACACAUGUAGCACCAUC
Molecule: messenger RNA, 1081 nt
Organism: Perca flavescens (yellow perch)
Lineage: Eukaryota; Metazoa; Chordata; Actinopteri; Perciformes; Percidae
Gene: rida
Product: reactive intermediate imine deaminase A
Exons: 6
Coding region: 147-623 (158 amino acids)
Cellular component (GO): mitochondrion; cytosol
Molecular function (GO): deaminase activity
Source: RefSeq, a predicted model, not a curated record